CCUCUCUCUAUUGACACCUUUAACAAAACGCGAAGUCACACCCAAAGUGAUAUUUAACACAAUAUCUUCAUGGCUGAGAAAUUCCAGAUUAAAGGCGAUACUAAUAAUCGUCAAAGUUCUGGCGGUAAUGUGACCCGAGAAAAGCCUACCGAUAUUUUCGGGUCUGAACAUGACCUAAAAGAAGAAAGCGAUGCCGAAAGAAGCUUCAUCAUGAGCGAUAAAGAGACAUUCGGUCAUCAAGAUAAUCGUGCUUCAGACUAUGAGUAUGGCAUGGGGUCAGGGAGACCAGCUAGUGAGGGGGAAAAGGGUGAAGGUUUAGGUCUUAACUCUGGUGAUCACCAUCAAUCCAAGAUGAAGGAACUUUUAGAUGAUGCAGGGCGCAUGUUGCACAUGGAAAAGCGAGGCAAGAAGGAUUAGUAGAGGCACAAGGCAAGCCGGAAUGGUGGAAACUGUCAUUACUAACAUCUAUCACCGGAUUCAGUAGAAGGGUCGCGUCUUUGACUCUCACACAAUCGCAAGGCUUAGUAACUUAUACAGUGUCAGAGUGGGAGACUGUAGGCAUCAUAUCUUUAACAGAGGAAUAAUAUCUCUUAAACAAGUCAAAAUAA
Molecule: messenger RNA, 608 nt
Organism: Exophiala oligosperma
Lineage: Eukaryota; Fungi; Ascomycota; Eurotiomycetes; Chaetothyriales; Herpotrichiellaceae
Exons: 2
Coding region: 70-417 (115 amino acids)
Source: RefSeq, a predicted model, not a curated record